Messenger RNA from Didymodactylos carnosus, 547 nucleotides. The record is from the annotation of a GenBank genome assembly. NCBI's taxonomy places the organism in Eukaryota, Metazoa, Rotifera, Eurotatoria, Philodinida, Philodinidae.
AAAAGAUGAUGUAGCAAUACGACAUCAAUAUGAAAAGUUUGGAGUAACUGAAUAUUAUAGACAAUUUGGAGCAAAAUAUAGAAAUCCACAUGAGGAACAAAUAAAAAUUAUUUUAAAAUUAAUUGUUGAACGAUGGCAUUUAUUAUCAGACUAUCGUGUACUCGACUUAGCAUGCGGCAGUGGUGAAUGUACUCUAGCAUUACGUUCACUCGGUUUCACAUCGAUCGAUGGAAUUGAUCCGUAUACAGCCGAUGCAUAUUACUAUCGAACGGGACAAAAAGCACAAACAUUUACAUUUGCAAAUAUAGCUGAUGGAUGUUUAGAAGAUUUCUAUGAUGUUAUUAUUUGUAGUUUUGCAUUACAUUUAGUUGAACAAAGUUGGCUACCAGCUCUAAUGAUACAAUUAAAAUUUAUUUCGAAUCGUUUAAUUAUUUUAUCACCUCAUAAACGUCCAUUCAUUUCGCCUGAGUGGGGAUGGAUAUUGAAAGAAGAAUUUGUAGAAAAUCGAAUUCAUGCAAAAUUAUAUACUACAGAUUUAACAGAAUGA